GCUGUGCUUUUUGGCGUCUUAGAGCAUCAUAAGCGGUCUAGAUGCAGCUUAGCGUGCAUUAGACCGCACCUUCAGCCUUGUGUUAUCUUGGUUUCAAUUGGUCCAAUGUUUCAGACAUGAACCCCGCAGUGGAUCCUAUAUUCACAAGGCUGCGCUGCCCUUCCAAAAUUUUUUGAGAUUCUCUAAGCCUGCCUAUGCACACCACUGCCAUCGACUUGCGCCAGGACGAUAAUUUCGUCUAGCACAACUUCAAAUUUCCCGGAAACCGAAAGACGUGCAAAUAAUUCAUUCUAUUUACACUUACAGAAGCGCUUUGAAUUUUUUCUAGAUUUUUCUCGCCGCAAUGGACGCCUCAUCUGCUCAGGUGAAGGUCGUCUUCACCACCAAUGAGGAAGAUCUCGUCCUCCCAGAGUCCAGGCGACAAUUGCUCGUGCCAGCAGACAUCAAGCGCUAUGGCCUCUCCCGUAUUCUGAAUUCCGAGUCGAUGCUGGAUACUUCAUCACCAGUCCCUCUUGAUUUCCUCGCGAACGGCACGUUUCUGAAGACGAGCAUCGAAGAAUACCUCAAAUCAAAUGGUCUUUCUCAAGAGACAACAUUGACCCUCCAAUAUGUUCGCAGUCUCCUUCCACCCGUUUACGAGGCUAGCUUUGAGCAUGACGACUGGGUUAGUGGAGUUGAUGUCUUGUCGUCAACUUCUGCUGCUGGACUGCUUGCCGGAGAUGUUGCUGUGAAUGAGCGAGUUGCUAGCGCUUCUUAUGAUGGUCUAGUGAGAAUCUGGAACCCCUCUGGAAAGGCGAUUGCCGUCUCCGCUGGUGGCAAAGGCGAAGGACACACUCAGCGCAUCAACGCUGUGCGAUGGUUGUCACCAACUCAGCUGGCGUCCGCUGGCUUGGAUAGAAAGGUCAUGGUUUGGGACUACAAAGAGGCGAACGAUGGCUUCUCUGGCUCCCUCAAGCCCAACAUGGAACUCUGGGGACAUGAGAAGAACAUCAACAGUAUCGACGUCAACGGUUCCACCCGACGUAUUCUGACAGCGUCUUCAGACGGUCGCGUUGGCCUGUGGUCCGCAUCCAAGAGGACAGCACCUCAGGCUGAUCCCGAGACCCUCCCCUCCGCUCACAACACCAAGCGAGCUAAGCUGUCCAACGCUGGCUCUACUGCUCAGCGUGGGCCUUUGGCAAUGAUUCCCUUGCACGACGAAUCGGUUACCGCUGCGAUUUUCCACCCCAAGGAUUCGACCGUCGCUUACUCGGCUUCUUUGGACCACACUGUCAAGACGAUCGAUCUCACAACACAACAAGAGGUCUCCCGCCUCACUACCAUGCACCCUAUCCUCUGUGCAACAGCACUCCCUGGCGCAAAUCUGGUAGCGGCUGGUUCUUCGGCACGACACAUUACCCUUCUCGACCCCAGAGAGUCAGCUGCCGCAACCGCCGCCAUGACUCUUAGAGGCCACGUCAAUAUGGUUGUUUCUGUGGCUGCCUGCCCGGAGAAUGACUACUCACUGGUCUCUGGCUCACACGACAGCACAUGUCGCGUGUGGGAUCUGCGUAGCACCCGCACCGCAUCGUCCGACGAGGGCAACGGCAACGUCAGCGAACCCGUCUAUACUAUUGGCAGAGAGUGGUUGAAGGGCAAGAAGCUGCCUCCUGCUGGCGAUGGCGCCAAGGUGUUGAGCGUGGUGUGGGACAAGACAUGGGGAAUCGUGAGCGGAGGAGAAGACAAAAAGGUGCAGAUCAACCGGGGCACAGGAUUGCUGGCGUUAUAGACUUUGUUUGUUUAAUUUCAUUUCAGGCUUGAAUAUACCAGGACUACAGUAAUAUUCUAAAAAAAAAAAAUAAAAAAAAGUGAUACAUGUCUAUCGGUGUUCUUCACUCGUUUGUCUCGUUUGCUUUCUCUAUAUCCCGCUUCAUCUCGUCUGCUAAUUUUGUACACUCUUGAACCAAUGAUGCAUGCUUGUGCCAAUACGGUUUGCUUAGGUCGAUAUGAGGAAUCACCUC
Trichoderma asperellum CBS 433.97 is the source of this 2000-nucleotide messenger RNA. RefSeq names its product ribosome biogenesis protein ytm1 (gene YTM1). NCBI's taxonomy places the organism in Eukaryota, Fungi, Ascomycota, Sordariomycetes, Hypocreales, Hypocreaceae. Gene Ontology annotation, biological process: ribosome biogenesis; ribosomal large subunit biogenesis. Gene Ontology annotation, cellular component: preribosome, large subunit precursor; PeBoW complex. Gene Ontology annotation, molecular function: protein binding. The record is from RefSeq and is a predicted model, not a curated record.